This is a messenger RNA of Ipomoea nil (Japanese morning glory), 1940 nucleotides long. RefSeq lists its product as uncharacterized. Bases 381 to 1535 code for a protein of 384 amino acids. The transcript is spliced from 15 exons. Lineage: Eukaryota; Viridiplantae; Streptophyta; Magnoliopsida; Solanales; Convolvulaceae. The record is from RefSeq and is a predicted model, not a curated record.
UUUGAUCUGAUUCUGACUGAGUUCUUUUCCUUGGGUUAUUAUUUAGAUUAGUGGAAGCAUGGAGUGCUAUUCUAUCCCAUGUUUGAUUGAUAACUUAAUUUGCAAAGUGAUACCCAUAGUGACUUUGAGAACAUGAUUUAUAAUAAGGAUUUCUGAAACACCUUCUAUAUCAAUUUGGUUCAUAGUUUGUUGGUGUUGGUGAUUCCACUACAAAAAAGAUUGGCUUAAAGAAUUUUUGAUGCAUGUGAGAGAAUAUCAGAUUGAAAAUUUUGGCCUGUGAGGUUUGCUUGCUUGAGGCUGGAUGAUGCUAUACAUGUUUCAGAAGUUGCUCAAAGACUUGGUUUCUGCCUAGUGCAUGACCUUUAAAUUGGGCAACUUUUAUGACAAUGGGAACCCCUUACCGCAGAAAAUCACAUGAUAGUGCCAGACUUAUUAUGACAACAAUAAUGGGAAUGGUGUUUGGAUAUUUUAUAGGCAUGUCCUUUCCAUUUGUCUCUUUAGCGAAGAUUAACUUACCUUCAAGCCUUAAAAUCUCAUCUCUUGAUGUAGCCAGUGACGAGCAUCAAAAUUUUGCUAGUCGUAGUUUCCCUGAAAACCUUGGUUCGGGUAGCACUCCCAUAACACCUAAGGUCUAUGUACCUACCAAUCCCCGUGGUGCAGAGUCCUUGCCACCAGGAAUUGUAGUCGCAGAAUCUGAUUUUUAUCCACGAAGAUUAUGGGGUGAUCCACAUGAGGAUCUGAUAAGGAAACCGAAGUACUUGGUCACCUUUACAGUUGGUUGGGACCAGAGGAACAAUAUCAAUGCAGCGGUUAAAAAGUUUUCAGAAGAUUUUCAAAUAAUGCUUUUCCAUUAUGAUGGUCGGACAACUGAAUGGGAUCAGUUUGAGUGGUCAAAGCGUGCAAUUCAUGUUAGUAUUAAAAAGCAGACAAAAUGGUGGUAUGCAAAGCGGUUUUUGCACCCUGAUGUCGUAGCUGCUUAUGAUUACAUAUUUAUUUGGGAUGAAGAUCUUGGAGUAGAACACUUCAAUGGGGAUAGGUAUAUUCAGCUAGUGAGGAAACAUGGUCUAGAGAUAUCUCAGCCUGGUCUGGAGCCAAACAAUGGAUUGACAUGGCAGAUGACAAAAAGAAGAGGAGACAGAGAAGUUCACAAAGAUACAGAUGAGAAACCAGGCUGGUGCAGUGAUCCGCAUCUUCCUCCCUGUGCAGCUUUUGUAGAAAUCAUGGCUCCUGUGUUUUCUCAAGGAGCAUGGCGAUGUGUUUGGCAUAUGAUUCAGAAUGAUCUGGUGCAUGGAUGGGGAUUGGAUUUUGCUCUCAGAAGAUGUGUAGAGCCCGCUCAUCAAAAGAUUGGUGUUGUUGAUUCACAGUGGAUAAUUCAUCAAGUCAUCCCUUCUCUCGGGGCUCAGGGUCAGGUUGUAAAUGGUAAAGUUGCGUGGCAAGGGGUAAAAGAGAGAUGUCGAGGUGAAUGGGCGAUGUUCCAAGAUCGUUUGGCUAACGCCGAUAAGAAAUACUUCGCACAGAAGCUUGGAUGGAGUUAAACUUCUAAAUGAGUCUCGGCCAGGAUUUGUACAUGCAAUGACGCUUUGGUAUUCGCACAUCGCCUGUUUCGGGGUGUGCCUAAUUAUUCUGAACUAUAUUAUUAUUAUUAUUUUUUUUUUUUUUUUUUUCCUUUGGGUCCUUUACCAAUAGUAGACAGUAGCAAACAUUGUGUCUAGUCAGGGACAGUCAAAAAGUUAGGGAUAUCGGAAUAUGUUGUGCAUAGCUACCUGAGAAUCUAUGUACUUAUAGUCAGUCAAGUGAUGAUUUUUGUUGCUGUGUUCUUAUGUAUGGUGUUUAUUCAUCAAGUCUUGAUGAAUCUGGUGAAGUUUAUUCAGCUGUCUGUAAGAAUUGAGCCACACCACAGAUUAAUGAAUGGAAUACAUGAUUUUUGCAUUCAAUUUAAA